Sorghum bicolor (sorghum) is the source of this 1306-nucleotide messenger RNA. RefSeq lists its product as uncharacterized. NCBI's taxonomy places the organism in Eukaryota, Viridiplantae, Streptophyta, Magnoliopsida, Poales, Poaceae. The coding region runs from base 329 to 1018 and encodes 229 amino acids. The transcript is spliced from 3 exons. The record is from RefSeq and is a predicted model, not a curated record.
UUUCAGAAUUAAGACUCCCCAGGUCUUUUUCCCACGCCCGUUUCUUUUCUCAAAAAGAGGGGGCAUGGCCGCCCCGGCGUCGCCGCACUGUUCCCAGUAAAGACGCCCACUCCUUCCCUUCCCCCUCCCAUCGACCUCUCCCCUCCGUCGUCUCCCCCAGGAGCAUCCGUGUCUUCACCUUUUGUUCCCCCACGUUGAUCCUUGAUCCUCGUGCUCCCUUUCUUGAUUCUUUCUCCCGAAGGAUCUCUUGCUAGGAGUAGCCUGCCCCGUGUGCGCGCUCGCACGGACAUGCUUCUUGCCGCGUCUUGAAAGGGGAGAAAAAGUGGAGAUGGGUACUUGCGCUUCGGUUCACAAGGACCCGGAGUACCCCAAGAAGCAGUUUCUUGACUCGCCCACCAAGGCGAAGACAGCCAACGGGAAGGGCGGCGGCGGCGGCGUUGCUCCGGUUGGUGAUGGCUUUGGUGAUCUCAAGUCCAAGGUCGACGCUGAGCAGCAGCGGGCAGAGUUUAACCCCAAGAGCCCGGAUUCUGGUAGCAAGGAUGAAGUGUUCUUCGAGUCUCGAGCUUGGUUAGAUUCUGACUGCGAGGAUGACUUUUACAGCGUGAAUGGAGAUUUCACACCAUCUCGUGGCAGCACACCCAUCUACCAGCCCAGAGCACAGACGGUGAUGAGCAACAUCUUUCAACCAGACACGCACAGCUCCAAAUCACCAGAGCCUUCUCCAACUGGACGGAGGAAGCUAGCUGAGCUCCUGCAGGAGGCAAUGCAAGACGGCCCUGAAGAAAGCACCGACGAGCAGCAGCAGUUGCAAUCUGUUGUCGCAGAUGGGAAGCCGGUGUCUGAAUCCACAUCCAGCUCCGCUUGCAGCACUGUACCGACGCCGACGGCAGUCGACAAGAGCAGGAAGGAGAAGGCAUGGUAUACUGGACGCUGUUGCCUGCCGAGCUUUGUUCAUAGCCUGACCUUAGAUGAGAGUGAGAGGGGGCAGAAGAUGAGCUCUAGGCAAUGUGCUGUUUGACAGUGGGGCUCAAGUGCCCUCCUGCCCUGAGCUGUAUUUACCGGAUUGGGACGCUGAAGAGUACUAUAUAUGCAUAUCCUUAGUAAUCAAGUGGAUAAUAUAGCAGUACUCGUUAAAUGCUGUGCACACCAUGUUAAUCAAUUGUGAGGGCAGCGAAUGGUCCUUACCUGUGCAUAUAUCUUAUCGAAUCUUUAUGGAUAUAUAAAUAUAUAUACUUUUCAGAUGUCAACAGCCAGCUGAGCUAAGGCAUGUGGCAUGUAGGAUAAUACCUUUCUACAGUUCCUACAA